Molecule: messenger RNA, 1310 nt
Organism: Colletotrichum godetiae
Lineage: Eukaryota; Fungi; Ascomycota; Sordariomycetes; Glomerellales; Glomerellaceae
Exons: 1
Coding region: 156-1310 (384 amino acids)
Source: RefSeq, a predicted model, not a curated record
CACACCACUAUGCUAUCUUAAGAGUACAAGUACAAGAUUUCGUCGUGCGGACAAACCUAUUGGCUUAGGCUUCUCACCGCCUGGUGGUGAUCAGUAUUCUUUCCACACAUCCUUGGAGUUGUCAGUUCUUGACUCACCUUAACGCUCUCUCCGUCAUGGCCGAAGUCAUAGGAGUUGCGGCUGCUGCUAGUCAGCUAGCGGUAUCCUGCUUUGCAAUUCUCGAGCUCAUGAAAAAGAUAAAAGAGGCGCCAUCAGCCUUGAAAUGUUAUCGAACACAACUUCAAGAACUCCAUGAUCUUUCCAACUCUAUAUCUCUCAACCCUCUUCUUCAGACAACCGAAAUUGGUGUACAGACUCGUUCAUUACAAGAGAUUGUCGACCAACACAACAUCGAAGCAACUUUGAGCAGAAGCCGUUUGUUUCAAUCCUUUGUGUUUCUCCGUAAAGAGAGAGAUCUGAAGAACACCUUGGAUAUACUGGAAAGGCGCAAGUCUCAACUUUCUCUUAUCAUACACAAUAUCGAGGCCAGCACACUCCACCAGAUACAGUCAGACAUACAUGCCAUGGCGAACCGUUCCUUGCGCAACACAAAGAAGAGCCUAUUGCCUGAUCUCGAGGAUGAUGCUGCCGAGUUUGAGAGACAGGCCGGCGCUUCAUCAUCGUCAACGAGUGGUGCUUCAGUUGCGCUUGUGAAAAAUGCACAUAGGUCUCGGGACUGGGAACCUGCCUCCGUUCUCCACGACUAUCAUUGCAACUUGGCCAAAGAAGCCGAAAAACGCUGCGAUGUAGGGCCAAACCAAGCUCAUCCCCUUCCUACCAGCAACAGGUCUUCUUCUGAAAAUUGGCCUCAUCAGGGUUUCCCGAUUGGAAUUGAAGUCAACAUGAAAGGUCGGACAGUAUACCGCGAUUGCACGGCUGGUGAGGGCGUCACCCAAGUCAAUGGAGCGUACAUCGAAAAUGACCCGGAUCUCCUUAAUCGAAUGGCGAUGCAGCCAUCUGGACAUCACUUCAACUAUGACAACAUUGGUCAUGCGAAUUCCCCCGCUUCGUCAUGCAUAACUCAGACACCGAGUUCCACCGACAAUGCUCUCCUGUACAUCAAUUGUACAAAAUCUGGGGCUGGCGAUCAACACAAUAAUCUUGACGCCACUUACGAUGGAGACGUGUAUGGAACUCCGUCUAUGCACGCCUACUAUUUCGGAUGCGCCUUGCUACCAAGCCAAGGUCAGGGCCAGACAUCAACUGGGCAAAGGCAAAUUAAUGGGCCCAGCUUGAGAAGGCAGAAAAAGACCAAUGCUGAGGAUUCGUGA